Helobdella robusta is the source of this 2136-nucleotide messenger RNA. RefSeq lists its product as hypothetical. The coding region runs from base 1 to 2136 and encodes 711 amino acids. The transcript is spliced from 16 exons. The record is from RefSeq and is a predicted model, not a curated record. Gene Ontology annotation, biological process: intracellular protein transport; endoplasmic reticulum to Golgi vesicle-mediated transport; vesicle fusion with Golgi apparatus. Gene Ontology annotation, cellular component: cytoplasm; endoplasmic reticulum; Golgi membrane. Lineage: Eukaryota; Metazoa; Annelida; Clitellata; Rhynchobdellida; Glossiphoniidae.
AUGGAUCUUUUCAGAAAGUAUCUAGCGGGACCUCAAGCAGGCUUAGAACCGACGGAAGCAGAAACUGUUGAACGAUUAACUGACCGUGUCAAUUCUUCAACAUUACUAGAAGAUAGAAGAGAUGCUGUUAGGGCUCUUAAAUCUCUUUCAAAGAAAUUUCGUUACGAAGUUGGAACUAAAUCUAUGAACACACUCAUUGCAGUUAUGCAAACUGAUAGAACAGAUUUAGAAAUUUUAGGAUACACACUGGAUGCAUUGUGCAAUAUUAUGUCCUGUGAUGUUGAUGAUGAAAGUUUGUUAUCACUACUUGCAUCAAAUAUAUAUGAAGAAAGUUCUGGUUUUAAAUCAAAUGGAAAAUUAACACUGUUGUUUUCUGAAAUGUUUAUCAAAGAUACAAAUAAUGUUUCAUUGCUUUUGUCUUUGUUGCAGGAAUACGACUACCAUAUUUUGCUGCCAACUAUCCACUUGUUAACAGUUCUUUUACAAAACAAAACAAGAGAUGUACAAGAAAUCAUUCUCACAAAUCCCAUGGGCAUCUCAAAAAUGAUGGAUUUGUUAGCGGACUCUAGAGAAGUUGUUAGAAAUGAGAAUAUGUUGUUGCUAUACGAAUUGACAAAAGGUAACACAAACAUACAAAAAAUUGUUGCUUUUGAAAAUGCUUUUGAAAAAUUGUUUGAAAUCAUCAGAGACGAAGGAGGAAGCGAUGGAGGUGUGGUUGUAGAAGAUUGUUUACUAGUGUUGCUUAACUUGUUGCGAAACAAUAUUUCCAACCAGAAUUUUCUAAAGGAAGGUAGUUUUAUUCAACGAUUGCCAAGUUACUUUGAUAUAAACGAUAACUCGGAACAUUGUAUUACCUGGCCUUUGCAAAAGACGAUGAAUGUUUGCAAUAUGUUAAAGUUAAUAAGACUGCUGGUGUCCCCAAACAAUCCACUUCAACAUAUUACAUCGUGUCAAAUACUCAUGCAUAACUGCGGGUUGUUAAAUAACUUAAGUAAAAUGGUGUUAGCCGUUGGGAUACCAGUUGAUGCUCUGAUAGAAACUAUAAAUGCUGUUGCUGAGAUUAUUCGUGGAAACCAACAAAACCAGGAUUUUUUGGCAUCUGUUUUGGCCCCGUCUGUACCUCCUAGAUCUGCAAUAGUUGUUUUGCUUAUGUCGAUGUUAUCAGAUAGCCGCCCUUUUCAGUUACGAUGUUCGGUACUUUAUUGCUUUCAAUCAUUUCUCUAUAAAAACGAGCUUGGUCAAUCACAAAUCAUUAAAACUCUACUUCCUUCAACGUCCGAAGUUAAUCAAAUAUCAUCUGGACAAUUGUUGUGUACCGGUUUGUUUAACAACGACCCACUUUCUACUUGGUUUUCUGCCAUUUCUUUACUUCACAGCAUCAUCAACAACCAAGAUCAGAAAGAACAGCUACUAAGAGUUCAACUUGCAACAAGUUUAGGAAAUACUCCUGUUACUCUUAUUCAGCAAUGUGCUAAUAUGCUUUCUAUGGGUCUUAGAUUCCAAACGCGUGUUGGUUUACUACAGUUGUUAUGUCAUUGGUUGGCAGAUUGUUCUAAUGGUGUUACUCACUUUCUACUUGAAAGCUCUAAUGUUCCUUACUUGAUAUCUCAUGUUUCAUCGUCGGAGGGCGAUGAAAACGAAAUGAUCAUUCGAGGAUUAUGCGCAUUCUUGCUUGGGAUACUUGUUCUUUUCAAUAACAAUCAAGUGCAUUCAUUCCACAAAUCUGAUCUUCGCCAAAUAAUUGAGAAACGUAUUGGUGUUGAACAGUAUGCAGAUAUGUUGUCUCAGGUUUCUAAACAUGAAAGUUAUAGUAAAGCAUCAAAAGCUCCUAACAUAAUGUGCAACGAGCCUUCAGAAGUCAUAUUUGAUUUUGAAUUUACUAGAUUAUUUAAAAAACUUGAAAAUGAAGUAUUAAAAGCAGUUACCACUACAAAUGACACAGAUCAUGACAAGAAUGUGCAGCAUGAUAACAUUGUAGAACAAUAUAAACUUAUAAUCAGAGAACAAGUGAAUAUAAAUUUAUAUAUGAAUGCACAAAUGCAUUUAUUUAUUUUUUGUCUAUAUAUUCACUUGAAAUCAAAUUUAUUUAAUUAUACGUUUCGAAUUGCUACGACCGAAUUACUAAUUAUUAACUAG